Messenger RNA from Alternaria metachromatica, 258 nucleotides. RefSeq lists its product as uncharacterized. The transcript has 2 exons. NCBI's taxonomy places the organism in Eukaryota, Fungi, Ascomycota, Dothideomycetes, Pleosporales, Pleosporaceae. The record is from RefSeq and is a predicted model, not a curated record. The coding region runs from base 1 to 258 and encodes 85 amino acids.
AUGGAGGACAACCUAGACAUACCAGAGGAGUCUAUGCGACACAUUGAGGCCCUGCUGGCGAGGCAUCCUCCACAUUUGAUCCAGAGAAUGUUUUCUCAAGCGAUAGAUUCGCGUACGUUCCUCGUUGUGCCGAAACUCUACAGCCUCGUCAUUCAUGUCUACCAGCACCGCGAGCUCAUCUACAACAUCCUCGUCGGGGUCAUCAUGGCGGUCUCGGCUUUCUAUGGCAUCAACAUUUUCUUCAUCUACAGGGAGUAG